Molecule: messenger RNA, 839 nt
Organism: Trichoplusia ni (cabbage looper)
Lineage: Eukaryota; Metazoa; Arthropoda; Insecta; Lepidoptera; Noctuidae
Exons: 2
Coding region: 156-782 (208 amino acids)
Source: RefSeq, a predicted model, not a curated record
UGUAGGUAGCUCCUCGUAAUUAAAAGAGUUAAAAACUUCUUCGAUUUCAUAAAGAAGUUUGUAAAAAGAAUUUGAUGUCAAGAUGUCGCUAUGACACAUCUUUCUUCACAGUGCUAUUUAUUUUUUGUACAUAUUUUUCACUAAUUUUUGUUUGAAUGGAAAAAUCUAACAGCAAUACAUCACUAAAUCAUGGCUCUGGGGAUGAAAGAGGAAACCGAACUGACGACGAAAAGGCAACGACGUCGAGAGGGGAUACUUUCAGCCCUGAACAAAAUUCCCACAAUAUGAAGGAUAUGAAAGCAUUGGAUUUUAACUCUGCCGAUGAAAUUAGUCCGUUUUUCAAUUUUAGGCAAGCAAUGAAAGCGAUUUUAGCUGGGAAAAUUCCACCGACAUCUUUCACGGAGGAAGCUAAGAAUUUACACGAUGUAAAACUUCAAAAUAGUGCGGAACCAAUUAAAAUAAACGAGUAUGUACAUAAUCAACCGCUUCGCAAACAAGAGCCUAAACCUGUUCAAGGAUUUAUAAAGCAAAAUUUGUAUCAACGAAUAAAAAAUACAGCCCAGGCGUGGGCUUGCAAGCCCACUCCAACUAUUAUUGUUAACGAUGCUUCGAAACGGAAAAGACCAGCGGCCAAGCCACAGAGAGCGGGCCCGUCUAAAAAGUCGAAAGCGACGAACAUGAACGCCAUGUAUUUAGGGAAACUAUCCAAUGUGGCCCGCUUCCAACCUUGCUAUGGAUCAGAGAGUGAUUCUGAUGUGGAGUCCGUUAUGAUAUAUUACUAACAAUUUUCAAUGUUUGUUUGUCAUUACCUGUUGUAAAAUAUAAAAUCGAUUUGUUCA